AUGCAAACCUUGUUCAAGGCUCUUCAUGCAUUGGUUCCUACUCUACCUGCUAAGACUGAUAAGUCUACAAUAGUUUAUGAAGCAGUGAACCACAUCCUAAAGCUGCAGAAUACUUUCAAAAAACUUGAAAGUCAAAAGCAAGAAAGGCUAGAAGAAUAUAUCAUAAGGUUGAUGGAUUCACAACAAGUUGGUAAUAGUUGGGAGAAGGAUGUGAGUGAUCAAGGAUCAAUAUGUAAUUCAACAGCUAUUACACCAACUAAUCCUGGUGCUAGUCCCCUUAUUCCAACAGCUUCUUUUAUAUGGAGUUCACCAAAUGAGAUACUAAAUGCUAAAGGUGGAAGUGGCAUAUCUCAAUUAUCGAAUGUCUUUACAGUGGAAAAAAGGUUUAAGCAAGCUGUAAUUGAGAUAAUGUCCUUGACAACCCCCAAAUAA
This is a messenger RNA of Solanum lycopersicum (tomato), 432 nucleotides long. RefSeq lists its product as uncharacterized. Gene Ontology annotation, biological process: regulation of DNA-templated transcription; endosperm development. The record is from RefSeq and is a predicted model, not a curated record. Lineage: Eukaryota; Viridiplantae; Streptophyta; Magnoliopsida; Solanales; Solanaceae. Gene Ontology annotation, molecular function: DNA-binding transcription factor activity; protein dimerization activity.